CCAGGCAGGCGCUGGCUGCAAUUAAACCACGUAAAGGCCAUUCGUGUAACCAAUUCCACUGGGAACGUUCAGCACUCCCUGCGGCCUUCAAUCGAUUGCGAAAUUGCAAUUGGAAGAGAACAACCGCUUCGAUGGUGCAAAAAUGUGAAACAGUUUGGCCAGCGACAUGGAGCUGUCCAGUGCUGGGUUUCAUGUGCUCCACAUCCUGGCACUGCUCCAGGUGCAGGUUGCUGCUUGGCCCGUCGAAGAGUCGCCGCAUCUGCCGUUGGUUAGGAAGAUUACCGAUGUGCUGCAUCGCAUUCGCGUGAACACUUGUGCCGCCCACAAUCUGAGAGUUUUCAUCAGCACGGACUAUGAGCAUCUGGACGAGAAGGAGGCGACUCUGGUGCGCUGUGUGCUGGACUACAGUCUGAGUCGUGAGGAGCUGCCCGUGGUGUUGGCCUCACAGCUCAGCCCCGAGCUGAGUGUCCGUGUCCGACUGCAGCUGCUCUUUGUCCAGAGUCCAGCGCAGGCAAUAGCUGCCUGUUCUGCCUUGGAGAUCAAGGGCAUGUACCUGAUUGUGUGGCUCACAUCGCAGCCGGAGGUGAGUGUGCAGCGGAGCGGCAUGUCCCAGAUAUUUGCCCACUUUCUGCAUCGUUUGUACAACUUGAAUGUGCUGCUGCUGCUGGCCCACAUGGAGAGAUCGACGCUGCAGCCAUUUGCCUUUCUGCCAUACACAGCCGGCAGCUGUGCCAACACUGAGCCCGUGGAGCUGCCCCAACGGGAGUGGCGUCUUCGCGAGAUGUUCCCCUAUCGACUGAGUAACAUGCAUGGCUGUCCGCUGAGCGUGAUUGUGUGGCCAAUAGCGCCGUACAUGAACCUACACUGGGAGCAGCCUCGAGGCGUAGAUCAAGUCGAUGGCCUCGAUGGAUUGCUGCUGAGGAUAAUGGCGAGCAGAAUGAACUUUACCAUUCAGCUGUUGCCCAACGAACCGCCCGAGCUGGUUGGUGGCUCCAGCUACCUAAAUGGCACCAUGACCGGCGCCUAUCGCAUGCUCUUAGAUCGUCGGGCAAAUCUCACAUUGAGCUCGGCCGUCACGGGCACCAUUGACGAUUUGCCGCCAGUCUUGCAGUUUGUUGGCUUCAAUGAGGCCUGCCAGCCAGCGGCUGCCUGGCAGACUGUGGACAAGUCCUUUCAGCUGAAUUACAACCCAAAGCCAUUGUUGGAUCUGCUGGAGAACAGGCUGUGGCGCACCUGCAUUUACAAGGUAAAGCACGAGCUGGGCAUUCCUUCGCAAACGGAAGUUGUCCAUCGCCAGGAGCUAAGCAAUGUGGAAGCCUUGUACUAUCGUGAGGAGCACAUCAAGUGCCACAAUAAAAUUUUCGAUUUGUGCAAAUUGGAAUUUUGUGUCAGCUCCUACUAGUGUCGAUAAAUUAUCGAUGUAUCGAUAGUGCGUGUUCUUCUUCCACUAACGAUUAUAGCCUUUUCCGUAUCGCAUAAAAUUGGCUAAUUAUCGCCAAAAACAAACAAAUAAUUAUGGGAAGCUGUCAUUGUGGUUGACUUAACUCUCAAUAGGCUUAAGCCGACCUCACUUAUUUCUUAUUUUUUUUAAUAAUUUGAGAAAAAAAAAUUGA
Messenger RNA from Drosophila guanche, 1613 nucleotides. RefSeq lists its product as uncharacterized. The transcript is spliced from 3 exons. Bases 167 to 1402 code for a protein of 411 amino acids. The record is from RefSeq and is a predicted model, not a curated record. Lineage: Eukaryota; Metazoa; Arthropoda; Insecta; Diptera; Drosophilidae.